AUGACGUCGAUAGGUACAGGCUACGAUCUUUCCAACUCUGUCUUCUCGCCGGAUGGCCGAAAUUUCCAGGUCGAAUACGCCGUCAAAGCAGUGGAAAACGGUGGGACGUGUAUCGGAAUUCGGACGAAGCAUGGUGUCGUUCUGGCCUGCGAGAAGAUCAUAACCUCGAAGCUCCUGAAGCCCGGCUCCAACAAGAGAAUAUCCACGGUCGACCGCAACGCAGGAAUUGUGACUUCGGGAUUACUCCCAGACGGUCGUCACCUCAUCAGCAGAGCAAGAGACGAGGCCAGUAGUUGGAGAGAAACAUACAAAGCCCCCAUUCCCAUACAUGCUUUAGCGUCAAGAGUAGGGGGCUAUGUGCAGGCAUACACAUUGUACUCCAGCGUACGGCCCUUUGGUGUGACGGCCAUUUUGGGAGGCUGGGAUUCUGAAGCGGAACACGGAGUAGACGGUCAAGUCGGAUUAGGUCCGGCGUCGGGUGCAGGUGGCAAGUCCGAAGGUGAAGCUGUCAAACGAGGUGGUCCAGGGCUUUACAUGAUUGAGCCAAGCGGGCUCUACUGGGGCUACUAUGGUGCCGCAACUGGCAAGGGACGGCAAGCUGCCAAAGCUGAGCUGGAAAAGCUUGACCUAGGCUCACCCACCUGUGACAUUACUCUGAAGGAAGCCGUCAUGGAAGCUGCUAGGAUCAUUUACGUUGCACAUGAAGACUCGAAAGACAAGGAAUUUGAACUCGAGAUGACAUGGAUCUCGAGCCUCGACGGUCCAACGAAAGGCCGACAUGAGCAAGUUCCACAAGAGAUACUCGAAGAGGCCGAGAAGGCAGCUAAGAAGAGCUUGGAGGGAGAUGAUGAGGACGACGAGGAAGAGGAUGCCAUGCAGGAGUGA
This is a messenger RNA of Fonsecaea pedrosoi CBS 271.37, 885 nucleotides long. RefSeq lists its product as uncharacterized. Gene Ontology annotation, cellular component: proteasome core complex; proteasome core complex, alpha-subunit complex; nucleus. Gene Ontology annotation, biological process: ubiquitin-dependent protein catabolic process. Lineage: Eukaryota; Fungi; Ascomycota; Eurotiomycetes; Chaetothyriales; Herpotrichiellaceae. Bases 1 to 885 code for a protein of 294 amino acids. The record is from RefSeq and is a predicted model, not a curated record. The transcript has 3 exons.